This is a messenger RNA of Durio zibethinus, 2236 nucleotides long. RefSeq lists its product as uncharacterized. Gene Ontology annotation, molecular function: ATP hydrolysis activity; ATP binding. The record is from RefSeq and is a predicted model, not a curated record. Gene Ontology annotation, cellular component: mitochondrial outer membrane. Lineage: Eukaryota; Viridiplantae; Streptophyta; Magnoliopsida; Malvales; Malvaceae.
UUUAGUUAGCGGUUGAUGCCAAAGUUGUUAAGAAUCAGGACAUUCCCGCUCCGUGAGUGAAAAAGAUAAUAUAUAAAGAAAUGUUUUGAACAUGAACCGAGGGCCAAGGAGAGGUGACAGCCAUGUUCCCUCCAUUUAUAGCAACGACCCAUUUCACCGAUGGGCAACGUACAAGGCCAACAUUUUUUUUUAAAGGAAUUGUCAAAUUUUUACCAAAAAUAGAAAGCCUCGGAUCUCCGAAUCCAAAACCCCCUCUUACCUUAUGGCUUCUGCUUGCUUUUUCCGGAAGGAACUCGGAAAAGAGAAAGUAGCGGGUUAAAAGUCUCUUUCUUUUCCUUCGUUCCCAAACAAUUUCUUGUAAGCGAAAACCCUGUUUCUCUUCUAUUAAAAUUGAAAACCUUAGUUAUUCCCUAAAUGCUAUUUCUAGUAGGCUUUUAUGAUAAUACUAAGAUAAAUAAAUAAAUAAAUAAAUAAAAUAGAUUGAUAGAUAAAUUAUAUGCGAAAGAUGGGUUCAUCUUCGUCAGAGACAAAGUUCUUGCAAGAAUUGAUUUUGUAUGCCGCCAGCGCCGCCCUUAGUUGCUUGGUCCUCUUCGCGGGACUCCGACUCCUCGACCCGAACCGGGAAGCUUCUAAAAAAGCACUGGAGCAGAAGAAGGAUAUUGCCAAGCGCUUGGGUCGUCCUCUAAUUCACACCAAUCCCUAUGAGGAUGUAAUAGCAUGUGAUGUGAUAAACCCUGAUCACAUUGAUGUGGAAUUUGAGUCUAUCGGAGGAUUGGAAGCCACCAAGCAGGCUCUCUAUGAACUAGUGAUUCUUCCAUUACGGAGACCAGAGCUGUUUUCACAUGGAAAGCUUCUUGGUCCUCAAAAAGGGGUUUUGUUAUAUGGACCCCCAGGUACUGGAAAGACCAUGCUUGCUAAAGCCAUUGCAAAAGAGUCUGGAGCUGUUUUUAUCAAUGUGAGGAUAUCAAAUCUUAUGAGCAAGUGGUUUGGUGAUGCACAGAAACUCGUGGCUGCCAUAUUUAGCUUGGCCUAUAAACUCCAGCCUGCUAUUAUAUUUAUUGAUGAGGUUGAAAGUUUUCUGGGACAGCGUCGUAAUACAGAUCAUGAAGCAAUGGCAAACAUGAAGACUGAGUUCAUGGCUUUAUGGGAUGGAUUUACAACUGACCAUUGUUGUGCAGAGAAUGCACAAGUUAUGGUUCUUGCUGCAACGAAUCGUCCAUCAGAACUAGAUGAAGCCAUACUCAGGCGUCUUCCCCAGGCUUUUGAGAUAGCAAUUCCUGGCCACAGGGAGAGGGCUGAGAUACUGAAGGUGAUUGUGAAGGGUGAGAGGGUUGAAGAGAGCAUAGAUUUUGACUACAUAGCCAGUUUGUGUGAAGGGUACACAGGUUCAGAUCUUCUUGAACUCUGCAAGAAAGCAGCAUACUUUCCUAUUAGGGACUUAUUAGAUGAGGAGAAGAAAGGAAAACCAUCUGGAGGUCCAAGGCCAUUAUCACAAACUGAUUUGGAAAAAGUUCUUGCCACAUCAAGGAAGACUGGGGUUGCUGCAAAUGAAUAUAGCAGGUUAAGUUCACAGUUAUCUGGAUGGUCAAGGCAGGGGGAAUCAGAUGAUUAUCAGGUUCAAGCUACAAUUAAUGAAUUAUCGAAGCUUGUAGUUUCUCAAAUUGUAAACCUUCAGUCAGAUUCCCAUGACUCCUAAAAUUCUUAUCUCUAUACUCAGAUUCUGCUACAUGAUAUGGUGUUCUGUAAUACUAUGCCCAGAGCAUUAGAUUCUUUUUCGUGGCAAAGCCUGCUUAUUAAGAUUUGAGGUGACAUCUUAUGUAAAGCUUGGGAUGGCAGCUUUGAAACAGUUAGAACUGUUAUAGUCACUAAGUUAUUCAUUUAAAGUAACUUUCAUUUUGCCUUUUGGGUGCCUGGCCUCCAAUUCUUUUUCCCCAUAAUUUUAGAUGCAGCAAUUCCAAUGGAGCUAUCGAAAGUCAGCAAAUGAAAUCUUUCAAUUGCAGUAUAUUACAGAAACCCCAUCGAUUCAGUUUAAUUGGGAUGUUAUGUGGUGGACCACUGUUAAGACCGUAGACUGGAAACCGAUUUGGUUUUUCUAUUCCACUUUUUGUUGCUUGAUCUGAAAGAUCUCUGUAACAAGAUGGGUGUACUCAUUUUGGGGUGGGGUUGGGGGGUUGCAGUUCCCAUAUUUUAAUGUGAAAGCAAUAACUUAUGUUGAAUGCAUCAUUGGAGGUUGCUU